CUUUUCAUUUGUAGACUUCCGUAUUUUACUAACUAUUAGGGGCUGGAAACUACCUGGAAAAAACCUGCUUCCAAUCAGUAACUUUGGAAGUUCCCCCUAACCACAAAAAAAAAAAAAAAAACCUCUUUGGAAGUUCCCCUUGGGAUUUUCAACAAGACACUCUUCAAUCCGGCUUUGACAUUGAAACUUUUGUCAAAGCCGUAAUCUCUUCCAACUGCUAAUCACUAAAUCUCAACGUACAUACAUACAUUGUAUCAAUAUAUUGAUUAAAAAUCUUCAUAUAGGCAAAGCCAAAACCACGUUGUUUUAUAUAUAGCUUUCCAUCUCUCGCACCAUUUCUUGUUUCGUCUCAGCCAUGUCUGGAGGGUGUGCCUGCUGCUUCUGCCUGCUCUGCAACACUUUCCUCUGCUUCACCCUAGCCUUCUUCACGUUCUGCUACAUCUUGACUUCUGAUGAGCCCAAAUUCAGUAUCACCGAUGCCUCUCUGACCCAAUUCAAUUUUACCAACACCGACAACAGCACUCUCCACUACAACCUUGCACUCAACAUCACCAUCAGAAACUCGAACAAGAUGGUUGGCAUAUACUAUCGUCGCAUUCAAGUAAUUGCUAACUAUAGACAGAAGACGUUUGCUAUGGUGAAUUUAACUUCCGCACCAUUUUACCAAGGCCAUAAGAACACGACCACUUUGCAUGCAGUUUUUGAAGGGCAGCAGUUGGCGGUUUUCGGGGAAAGUAACAUUUCCCAAUUAAACUCGGACACUGCUGCCAGCAUUUACAGUAUUGAUCUGCAGCUUGCUCUUCAGGUAAGAGCCAGGUACUUUAGUUUCAAGACGGCCGAAUACUCGUCUAGCAAGAUCGAUUGCAAACUGCAGGUUCCUUUGAGUCUUAAUGAAACAUCCCCAAGUGGUUUCAAUGUAACAAUGUGCGGGAAUGUUCAUAUCUUGACAGAUCGUGGGGACUAACCAUAGAUUUGACAUUUAUAGUACUGUAAUAGGACCCUUUUUAACAUACUCUUCCAUAUAUAUAUAUACACACAAACUAAUUCAAGACUU
Messenger RNA from Prunus avium (sweet cherry), 1054 nucleotides. Its product is annotated as NDR1/HIN1-like protein 10. Gene Ontology annotation, cellular component: plasma membrane; plasmodesma. Gene Ontology annotation, biological process: defense response to other organism. Lineage: Eukaryota; Viridiplantae; Streptophyta; Magnoliopsida; Rosales; Rosaceae. The record is from RefSeq and is a predicted model, not a curated record.